Molecule: messenger RNA, 1658 nt
Organism: Xenopus laevis (African clawed frog)
Lineage: Eukaryota; Metazoa; Chordata; Amphibia; Anura; Pipidae
Gene: nkx2-4.S
Product: NK2 homeobox 4 S homeolog
Biological process (GO): animal organ development; regulation of transcription by RNA polymerase II; cell differentiation
Cellular component (GO): nucleus
Molecular function (GO): DNA binding; DNA-binding transcription factor activity; DNA-binding transcription factor activity, RNA polymerase II-specific
Source: RefSeq, marked predicted
AUCGCAUCUCAGGCGUCCUCCAAGCGCUCUCUUACGUCUCCCUCCAGCAGGAGAGAGAACUGACACUACACUGGGGCUGAUCAGUUCAUCAGCUUUUUUUACCUGCCUUGGUCGCUGAACCAUGUCGUUGAGCCCAAAGCAUACUACACCCUUCUCAGUGACUGACAUCUUGAGUCCCAUUGAAGAGACCUACAAAAAAUUUGGUGCCAUGGAAAGCGCUGGAAACCUGAGCAGCCCCUUGGGAGGCUACAGACAGACACACGUCUCCCAGACUGGCAUGCAACAGCACAGCAUGGGCCACAAUGUCACCACCACCACCUACCACAUGCCACACACUGUCACCCAGUUCUCACAUGGCACAAUGAGUGGCUACUGCAAUGGGGGCAUUGGCAACAUGGGAGACAUCCCUUCCUAUCAAGACUCCAUGAGAAAUAGCGCAGCAACAGGCUGGUAUGGAGCCAACACAGAUCCCAGAUACUCAACAAUUUCUAGAUUCAUGGGACCGUCUACAGGGAUGAACAUGGCAGGCAUGGGCACUUUGCAGGGCAUAGCAGAAGCUGCCAAGUCUAUGACUCCUCUCCAUGCUGCUCCCAGAAGGAAAAGGAGAGUGCUCUUCUCUCAAGCGCAAGUUUAUGAGUUGGAGAGGAGGUUCAAGCAGCAGAAGUAUCUGUCAGCCCCCGAGAGAGAACACCUGGCCAGCAUGAUCCACCUCACUCCUACCCAGGUCAAGAUCUGGUUCCAGAAUCACAGGUACAAGAUGAAGAGACAAGCCAAGGACAAGGUCACUCAACAGCUACAACAGGACAACAAUUUGUGUCAACAGCAAUCCCCCCGUAGAGUUGCUGUGCCAGUCUUGGUGAAAGAUGGCAAGCCUUGUCAGAACAGUUCCAACACCUCAACAACCAACCAGCAACAGAGUGGAGCCACUGGUGGGUUGUCUUCUUCUAAUGCCGUCCAUCAGCACCAGAACCAACAGGUUAGCUCCUUAAGUCAAGCUUCAGAAUUAGAAGAAAUGUCACCUAGUCCACAGUCACUUCACAGUCAGGUUGCCAGUAUGGCACAGAUAGACACCUCAGCUGUAGACUACAGCAAUGGGAUGGUCAACCCUGGCAUGCUUUACGGCAGAACGUGGUAAGGGGAGAAUAAAACUCCAUGUACAGGUGAGGGACAGCAGAUAUAUACCCUAUGGUCUUUUGUUUUCAGGCAUUAUUAGUAAGGGGAUGGUGCACCCCCACUGGUUUACAAGACUGCCUAUAAUGACAGUGAUGGAUGGCUUGAAGCACCUACAAUACACCUACAGAGAACUAAUGGUGGAACUGCUGGUGAAUGUUGGUGUUUUUGGGUGCCCACCUGCACUUGCCAGAUUUUACUGUUUCGGCGGAGGACCCUCCUAUCAAAGACACGUUUUUAGCGAAAUCUGGGCAAGGAAAUCCGUUUUCUAUAUUUUUGUUUGUUUGGGGAUAUGCCUAAAAAUAACCUGGCAAAGUCCGGUUUAAGUGGAUUGACCCCAAUUUACCUUGUUGUCUGUGUUAAAUGAUUAUUGGGUUUUUUUUAAUGAAAAAAUGAAUUGUGUUUUCCAUGCAGUUUUUUUUGUAGAAUUUAUUUUCUUCAGAAUUCGAUUUGGGUGAAGUGUAAUAAAAAAUAUUCACAAAGAAAAA